AUGUUGGGUGUCAUGCUCAUCCUGAAGAAAAUUUCCUUAAUAUUUUGCUCACAUUAUUGGGAUUCUGAGACAGGGGAAAAUGACAGCUUUUCUGGGAAAGGACACACAAACCAGGUUUCACGAAUGGCUGUGGAUGAGUCGGAGCAGCUGGUCAGCUGCAGCAUGGAUGAUACCGUGCGGUACACCAGUCUGAGCAAAAAAGACACCAGGUAACGUGUGUGUCAACCUCCACACAAAUAAUUUACUUUUAGCGUAACACAAAACGACCGUGCCAAAGUUUCGGGCCAUCUAAUUCUGCUGUGUUAAAGCACUAUAUCAGAAAACCAGAUAUCACAAGCAACUUUGGUUGUUCUUUCUGCAACCAACAUUAUCCUUGGUCGGCGCUAUAAAAAAGCACCAGUUUUACACUGGUGAGCAGAUGGGAUUGAUAAUGCGCAAUGGACAGUUGUGUUUCUCAUCUUAUAUAGCAAGUUAAAAUAUCAAUGCAAUGUAGGAAAAUAAAUAUGAAGUGUCUGAGAAUAAAAUAUUCUCCACCAAAUGUGUAAGAAAAAUAUAAGCUGCUGCUCAAAAUAUGUGGGAUGUGCAAAAUGUUCUCGGUUGCCCUUUAAUGUGCUCUAAGUACCAAAUGCUAGUUCAUUUUUUUAAUUGGUGAAGUAUAUUGCACCUUGACUACUACAGCUUUCCGUUGUCCCACCUUGGUCCCUUUACAUCUACCCUGCUGCCCAAAUUGCCCAUCUUCCUGAUAACAAAGUACCACUCCUUAAAUCUCCAUGCUUCGUAUCUGCUCUCAGGUCCUUUGGUUCUGUUCUUGCCAGUGAUUUCAGCUCCUUCAGCUAAGGAAAAAAUUCUCUCCUUUUUCCCUUUCCUUUUUCAGUGGCCAGGAUGUUAUUAAAAUGGAUGUUCAGCCCAAAUGCAUUGCAGUUGGACCUGGUGGGUACGCAGUGGUGAUAUGCAUUGGAGAGGUGCGUAUCAGGAAAAAUGGAUUGUAUUGUAAUGCAAUAUAGGACUGUCAUCCUAACCCCACUUACCUGGGAGUAAGACCCAUUGACUUCCAUAGGACUUACUUCCGAGUAGAUGUGGUUUGGAUUGCGUAAUAAGUUUCUUAACCAUAAUGCACACUUUAAAACUUGUUUUGAAAGUGUAGCAGGUUAUUUCUACUUGGAUUUCUCAUGGUGCUAUUUAAAGUGAUAUUUGGUAACUGGUUUGUAGUGCUUGGAUGCAGAAGCGUUACUGGGUACUGGAACGAGAGCACAGGCUGAUGACAUUAUUACUGAGGCGGGCGGGGGGGCGGAGUUUAUGCUAUUUUACACUGAUGUAAAUGCAAGCCAACUUUUUUUCCUUUUUUGAGGGGUGAACAAACUCUUGCUGCUGGGCUUGCUCUGUCGUGGCAACACACAGAAACACACACAUGCUCCCUGCCACACCCAUUGAGCUCUUACAUUUGCCUCUAGGCAAAUUAAGGUUGUGGGUGGCUGUGUCUCAUUGGCACUGUGGUUUGCAGUGCGUUAACAGGGGCUGCAGGAAUCGAGAGACACAUUGGCUGGCUUCACGGUUUUCCCACAUUGUGAUUUUUGCAUAUUGCGCAAGCAGAUACACACACACAUCAUGUGUCACGAUAUAUUGCCAGGUCAAAAAUUAUGAACCCAAUAUAAUGAUAUGGAGUAUGAUAUAUCUAUAUAUUGCCCAGCCCUAUAAGGCAGCAAUAAGCAAUGCCUUCCAUUUGCAAGUGUCUCUCACUGCUCUGGACAUGUGAAGGGGUCCUUUGGACUGAGUGGGGAAGCCUCCUGUAGCAUGUAGUGGGACAUAAUUUUCUAGGCAGUACCUCAAUGUGAUUUGCAUACUCCUCGGAUUACAGAUCGUUCUGAUGAAGGACAAGAAGAAGUGCUUUGCAAUUGAUAACCCUGGCUUUGAACCAGAAGUGGUAGCAGUUCAUCCUGGAGGCGGCAUGGCAGCCGUCGGAGGAACAGUAAGGGUUUUAUUUUCCUCUUUAAGGUAGCCUUUUCUGCUCAUUAAGCACUUGGCAGCUCCCACAGUGUGGCAACACUUGUGGAAACAUUUUCAGUAUAGUAAUUUCAGAUGCUCUCUUAGCUUCAGCUCUAAUUAUCCCGUAAAUUGCUUCUGCCAUUUGCCCUCCUCUUUCUCUCCAAUAAAUGUGCUGUUCCUAUACCUUAAUAACGGAUGCAAAAGCAGCAAUUGGGUGUGAACUGUUUCUGGUGCAAGGCUUGAGAGAGGUUUCUCACCCAUGGCAGUAAAAGAUCUGAAAGCCAGCAAGGCCGUUCUGGGCACUCUGAGGAGAGCUUGACUCUUGCACAUAUUUUAACUUCCAGGAUGGAAAAGUGUACCUGUAUGCAAUCCAGGGGACUUCUUUAAAGAAAGAGGAAAAGACGCUGGAAGCAAAAGGUCCUGUGACUGACUUGGCGUAUUCUCAUGAUGGUGCCUUUCUGGCAGUGACCGAUGCAAGCAAGGCGGUCACGGUGUUUAGCGUUGCCGAUGACUAUGCGGUAAGCAGGACUUAGUUCUGUUUUUUGUAUACUGUAUUGUUUUAUUGCUGUGGCCGAUGGCUGACGCAAAUAAAGAUUCCUUCAUUCAUUCAGUGUAGAAACCUUGCACAUAGAUCAAAUAUCCCUCAUGGGCAGGUUUAUUUAGUCAUAAAAAUGCUGUUGAAGCAAGACUUAACACUUUGCGGGGUCUUGCAAAUACAAAUGGAAAACAACUUAGUAAGUGGCAGUGGAAGAACUGAGUGCUGUCCUAAUUAAUUUAUAUUAUUAAAGCCUCUCUUGGAAUCUGUUGCCCCUCUUUAGAUUGAAUUGGAAUUUAUUCAGUAGUUCUUGCAUUGGGUUUUAUUAGUUUCUGUGCAAUUAGAACAUAAAGAGCUUCGAUUUUUUUACCAAUGGUUAAUUCAUUUUUAGGAUUAAAAAUCAGUGAUUGUCUUACUUUCACUUUCUCAAUAGGAGCAUAAUAUUUUCUAUGGACACCAUGCGAAGAUUGUUUGUAUUGCCUGGUCACCAGAUAACGAGCACUUUGCUUCUGGAGGAAUGGAUAUGAUGGUUUAUGUUUGGACAGUGAGUGACCCAGAGACUCGAGUUAAAAUACAAGGUAACAGUAUAGCCUUCUCAUUACGGAGAAAUCUAAAGUGCUGUGUUCAUCGUUAAUUGCAUUCUUGGAAUAACAGAAGUUGGGGAAUAGUGUUUUUGAGGGAAAUCACGGGGCUAAAAUUAUCCUGAAGGAUGAAGACUUGUAAACAGAUUUUUCAACAUCAAGGCCGCAAUUCUGCCUGAUACAGAGCGGCUGCUGUUAAGCCCUUAGUGUCGCCACUUCUUCCCCUGUCAUGUGUGCUGCCAACUCCUUCCAGCGGCUCUUGCCUGUGUGUUGGGGUCUCCCAACAGAAGUGAAGUCAUGCAUAGGGGCUGAGUGAGGGGGUUGUGCAGGUUGGUGAGGCUGGAAGAUGAGUCUAGAAGAGCCUUGAGUAGAAAUUAAAGACCUGACCAGUGUGUUGCCAUCACACUGCGCGCAAGAAUGGCACAGGGGUCCCUGGUGAGCAAACAUCAAGGGUGCUGGGAGGGGAGUUCAUCCACAAGCCCUGGUAUGAAAGGUAUGUUCCUGCUAAACUUUUUAAGAGCAAAUUUGGAAAGAGAUUGGUUGCAUCAAUUUACCUUUUCUGUUGCUUCUGUCAGAUGCCCACAGAUUACAUCAUGUAAGCAGCUUGGCGUGGCUGGACGAACAUACCUUGGUAACAACAUCUCACGAUGCAUCUGUCAAAGAGUGGUCCAUUUCCUACAAAUAA
This is a messenger RNA of Podarcis lilfordi (Lilford's wall lizard), 3784 nucleotides long. The record is from the annotation of a GenBank genome assembly. NCBI's taxonomy places the organism in Eukaryota, Metazoa, Chordata, Lepidosauria, Squamata, Lacertidae.